AUGAACAUCGCCAUUACCGCAUGGGCAAUAGGAACAAUACCCGCAAAAAACAUGGCGGUGGAUGUUGUGGCCCGCCUGUCUAAUUUACCCACUAGCGUUACGGAGGCUCAUAUACGCGAGUUAAUCGAGCCCUUUGCGAAGGUGCGCCGAGUGACGAUGCCCACGCCCGUGCUUUGGCUUUCCUGUCCAACAGGCCGGGCGGAGGUCGUUGGCGACACGCUGGAAGACACGAAGCUGGUGUAUGUUCACCUUCACGGCACUGUUAUUGACGGUAACCGUAUCAAUGUCUCCUUUGCGAAGAUUGGCGAUGCCCCCAGAAAUGACAACAACCACAGCAACAAAGUGGUGGACAGGGUGCCACGGCCCGUGGAUCGUUGGGAUCGGGCACGUCGGCCGCGCAGCGAUACUGACGACGGGUGGCGGCAGGGAGAGAGCGCAAGGCUGAGUCACCGACGAAGACACUACGAAGAUGAUCGUCAUUCAAGGCGACAGGAUAGAAGGCGAUCCCCGCGACGGCAUCCCUCGAGCUCUGCAUCGCGUUCAUCUUCACCUUCGCGGAGGCACAGACGAUAUUCACAUUCUUCAUAUUCUUCAUCAUCACCUUCCGUGUCUCCACGUCGAAGGCAUUCCUCAUCGUUAUCGCAGAGACGACGGCGUAAGCGGCGACGCUCGUCCUCGAGACCAAGACACCACGGCCGCUCGCGCUCGCCCAGCUGGGGGGACUAA
This is a messenger RNA of Trypanosoma cruzi, 726 nucleotides long. RefSeq lists its product as uncharacterized. NCBI's taxonomy places the organism in Eukaryota, Euglenozoa, Kinetoplastea, Trypanosomatida, Trypanosomatidae. The transcript has a single exon. Gene Ontology annotation, molecular function: RNA binding. Gene Ontology annotation, biological process: mRNA splicing, via spliceosome. Gene Ontology annotation, cellular component: nucleoplasm; ASAP complex; cytoplasm. The record is from RefSeq and is a predicted model, not a curated record. Bases 1 to 726 code for a protein of 241 amino acids.